CCAGAGGCAGACACGACGAGGGCGACGGCGAUGGCCUCGCCGAAGCUCGCCGCCGGCGACGGCAGCUACGACUUCCACCUCCGCUCGCUCUCCGCCGCAUCACGGGACUCUGCCGCGGCCGCCGAUCCCGCCUCCGACCCCAACCUCCUCCUGUCCGUGCGGAUGGUGUUCGAGAUGUGCAAGGAGGCCAAGGGGGCCAACGACGAGAUGGUGGCGCGGGCGUUUCCCGUGAUGAACAAGCUCUUCCAGCGCUGCGCCGCCGCGCCCACGCUCUCCACGGCCUCCACCGGCGUGCUGCUGCUGACCAUUCUGCAGUUCUUCCUGGACUUUGGGGAGGCGGUCUUGCACGAUGCUGAUGGUAGCUUGAAAACCUUCUUCCGCUCUUGCUUAAGCAGGUGGUGAUAUUUUUCUCUGCACAUGUUUCAUGUUCUAUUGGCUAUGCCAUGGCCGGGUUGCUUCUGCAAGCCCUCAAAAUCCCCCAGUUUUUCUUUCUUGGUGGUAGUCAGUUUGCAGAUCCUAUUGUAUCAGAGCACACACUUGAGUUUCUGGUAGCAAACAAGAUGAUGA
Triticum dicoccoides is the source of this 567-nucleotide messenger RNA. RefSeq lists its product as uncharacterized. Lineage: Eukaryota; Viridiplantae; Streptophyta; Magnoliopsida; Poales; Poaceae. Bases 31 to 402 code for a protein of 123 amino acids. The transcript has 3 exons. The record is from RefSeq and is a predicted model, not a curated record.